Molecule: messenger RNA, 2376 nt
Organism: Thalassophryne amazonica
Lineage: Eukaryota; Metazoa; Chordata; Actinopteri; Batrachoidiformes; Batrachoididae
Gene: eef1db
Product: eukaryotic translation elongation factor 1 delta b (guanine nucleotide exchange protein)
Exons: 10
Coding region: 248-2296 (682 amino acids)
Biological process (GO): translational elongation
Cellular component (GO): eukaryotic translation elongation factor 1 complex; cytosol
Molecular function (GO): guanyl-nucleotide exchange factor activity; translation elongation factor activity
Source: RefSeq, a predicted model, not a curated record
AUAAACGACGCAUUUUAUCAGAUUGGCAACAUUUAUAAUAUACGUAGGUGACACUAGUGCCUCCCCUUCCCCAGCCGCCUCCUUCACCUCCUCCUUUUCCUCCUCCGUCACUCACGGCGACAGAAACGCAUUUUGUUCUGCCGACCUGCUCCGGCUUCCAAAAAGACAAGACGACAAGCUGAGCAGAAUUUGCCAAGUAUUUGAAGUUGAUACUAAUUUGAGUUCAACACUUUGAUCAGAGAAGAAGAUGUCUCAGUCGGAUAAUGAUCACCCUCCAAGUCGUCAAGUGGAGCGUUCCGCCAGUGCUGCAUUUGGCGGUGCAACUCUGCCCGACUCUGGCCAAAGAAACGGAGGAACGGCAUCAUCUUCCCCGGAGAGCGGCAGCUUGAAUGGAGAUGCUAAGCGCAGUGGGAAAAGUCGCCGACGUAAGAAACGCCUGUGCAAUUCUGACAGCUGCCACGAAGGGAGUAGCGACAGUAAGGCUGAGCAUGAAGAGGAAUGGGACAAAAGGUCCAACCAGCCGCCCGACCCCUACACUGAUUUGAUUGGUCUGCAGUCGGAAUGUUCCAAUGUGUGGUUUGAACAUGGCAUGUAUGAGCAAGCUGAGAGCUUCUACCACUGCUGGUUGGCAACCUCUUCCAAUGGGACCACCCAGUCUAACCCCCCCGUUCCAACCCAGCAAAUUCAUCCAAAUGCUCCAAUGCCUGUGGUUCCCUCAUCUUCAGGUCUGGCAUGCCGACAUGGGGAUCAGGUGGCUUGCCACCAUGUUGUCCAAGAAGUUUGGGUGAACAAGAUGACUUUUGACCAAGCCGAAUGCCACUUUGUUGAAGAAUCCCUACAACCCUCAAUUCCAAACUCUCUGGACCUCCCCGACCGGCCAAAUAAUCCAAUCAUGUCCAGAACACCUGAUGAAGGUUACCAGUCUCUGAUUGCAACUCCCAUCAUCCAGCAGUCAGCUCCUGAGCCAAUCAAUGGCUUACCUCUGAUCCCAGUGGAGAUGCUUCGUGAUGUUUGGCUGGAGAAGCCCGUGUAUGACCGCGCUGAGGCCGCAUACUACCAAAACCUUUAUGGCAAUAAUUCUGCCAAACGCCCCAGCUGCUCUUCGGCCAGCAGAAGCAAUAAGCACCCUCAGAGCCUUGUAGAAGAAGAAGAGGAGGAGGAGGAAGAGGAAGUGGUGGUGGUGCCGGUGGAAAAACGUGUGGUGCUGCAGACAAAGGCCGAAGUCUUCCAUGCCUUACACCCCAUCCAGGAGGAAGAGGAACCGGCUGAAGUCCCAGAGAUAGAGGAGGAUGCCCCAGAGGCAACAGUCUACUACUUUCUUCACCCGGACAGCGAGCGGGUGUGGCCAGACAAGUGGCAAUACGAUGCUGCAGAGAGCCGUUUCCAUGGUUACAGUUGUGGUGAAGCUGUGGUGGUGCAGGAUGUUCAGCUCCCCAGCGUGGAGGGUUCAUCUGUUUCUUCUGCUGCCCUGCACAGGGACAACACAAUGGACGUCCUGGCACACGAGAAGAUCUGGUUUGACAAACACCGUUAUGAUGAGGCAGAGAGACGUUUCUAUGAGAACAUGAAUAAUAAACCGUCGCAAGAACAAACACAGGAGGUCGGGGCAAAUACCAUUCUGCAGGACAUCGCUCGGGCCCGGGAGAACAUCCAGAAGUCUCUCGCAGGGAGUGCCAACAGCUGUGCGACUGAUCCCGGAGAACUCGUCUCUCGCAUUAAGAGUCUGGAACUGGAGAACCAGAACCUGCACAAAGUGGUUGACGAUCUGAGGGCAGCACUUUCCAAACUGGAGUGUCGGGUUGCAGUUCUGGAGAAAUGUCCUGCGGUGACGACUCCAGCGGCUCCGUUAACGCCCUGCACAAACGGCACGACGGUCGAGCAAACGUCCAGCUCUGCUGUUAAAGAGGACGAGGAGGAGGACGACGACUUCGACUUAUUUGGCAGCGAUGAAGACUCCGAGGCAGAACAGCUGAAAGAGCAGAGGUUAAAAGAGUACGCCGAGAGGAAAUCCAAGAAACCCGCCCUCAUCGCCAAGUCCUCCAUCUUACUGGACGUGAAACCUUGGGACGAUGAAACGGACAUGGUGAAGCUGGAGGAGUGCGUGCGCUCGGUGCAGGCGGAUGGCCUCUUAUGGGGCACGUCCAAGCUGGUUCCCGUCGGCUAUGGUAUCAGAAAGCUCCAAAUCGCAUGCGUGGUAGAAGACGACAAGGUGGGAACGGAUCUGCUGGAGGAGGAGAUCGUCAAGUUCGAAGAUUACGUCCAGAGUGUCGAUGUAGCAGCUUUCAACAAGAUCUGAUUCGAGGACAUUUUUGUUUGUUUGUUUUCUUCAGCUGGUUGUCAACGGUUAAUCACAAUAAAAAAGACUCUUGCACUGAA